AUGAACCUCUUAGCAAAGGUCACAGACGGAUCAAAUGGAGUCUUGGUGGUUUUGUCUUUGACAAACUCGAUUCCGCGGAACAAUCCAGCACCCCUUAAAUCUCCAACGUACUUGUGGGAACCAAUUGCGGACUCCAGCUUCUCCGCAAGAUACUCUCCCAUCUUGAAAGAGUUCUCCACAAGACUUUGCUCCUUGACUUUCUUUUGCACUGCCAGUGCAAUCCGACAGUUGAAAGAGUGGCAGUGGUACGUCUGGGCUCCAGGAAUGGUUUUCGAACCAGAAGCAAUGGCAUUCUUGACCUUUGGAGACACCAGGACUCCUGCAAUGGUGACGAACCCAGAUCCAAGUGUCUUGCCGAUCGUUUGGAUGUCUGGAUACUGA
This is a messenger RNA of Ogataea philodendri, 381 nucleotides long. RefSeq lists its product as uncharacterized. Bases 1 to 381 code for a protein of 126 amino acids. The transcript has a single exon. The record is from RefSeq and is a predicted model, not a curated record. NCBI's taxonomy places the organism in Eukaryota, Fungi, Ascomycota, Pichiomycetes, Pichiales, Pichiaceae.